Molecule: messenger RNA, 2165 nt
Organism: Exaiptasia diaphana
Lineage: Eukaryota; Metazoa; Cnidaria; Anthozoa; Actiniaria; Aiptasiidae
Product: A disintegrin and metalloproteinase with thrombospondin motifs 2-like
Exons: 4
Coding region: 1314-2165 (283 amino acids)
Source: RefSeq, a predicted model, not a curated record
CUCCUUCACUUAAGUAAGCCAACGGUAAUCCUCAUGACCUUUCUGAACACCAUGCGAUUUUGUUGGAUAAUUAAUUUUCCGUUUGUCUACCUUGCUGAUUGUUUUUGCGUAGCAGCGAUUAUUGAUCCGCAGGGAUCCCAACAUGGCCGCUGCAUGGCCAAUGAUUUUUUUAGAAAGCCAAGCAUUUUGGAUUGGUUUCCAAUGGUUUGCCAGUUGUGUUCGGUCAUCAAACACAUUCUUUUUAUUCCUUGGUGGAAUCCAGAAAUCCUGACGCUUGAAAUCCGGAAUCCGCUGCAAUAUGGAAUCCGGCAAAACAUUUGGAAUCCGGAAUCCAAAUUAAUGACUUUGUUACGACAAAAUGAAUUAAAAUAAAUAAAUGAAUGAAAGAAAAAGAAAGAGAGACUAGAAUGGAAUCGCAUGUAAAAGUCAUAGGAAAUCACCAAUUUCUAAGCUUCAAAAGAAUUACGAGUCCUGUUUUUAACGACGUUCCUUCCUCUCUAUCAAAAGGUAUCUGACUUUUUAAUUAAUUGGGGAUUUGCCAUUUUGAGACUAAAACCGUCUGACUUAAGGUCAAGUGACGUCACAGCAGCUCGUGUUUAUGUAAUACAUCAUCCAAUCAGACAUAUUUUGAUACGUCCGAUUGUGGUGAACGCAACACUUUUGCGGCAAAUUUCUUAUUUUGACCUUGGAAAUACUACUUCUUUUAUUGCUAGACUUAUUAAUGUGGUCCAGAUAGCGUCGGUAAGCAAGUAUCCUGUCGUGGGUCUGGUCUUGGAGAAGUUUUUUUUCAUUUCCAUGGAUUUGAAGGCUCUUGGCCAAUUGACAUUGUAUUGCUUUGCGCGGAAGAGACUGAAUUGAACCCAGCAGUCUUCAGACUUCAAGUACAAGGGAUAUCUUUUUAACUUCUUCAGGAAGCUUUUUUAUUUCUACAGCGAUAUCUUGAAUACUACGAAUGCCAUCUCUCUGUGAUAUACAUUCGCGAAUAUUUUAAACUCCGUCUGCCGCGGAAAAAGACCUGAUCUUUGCAACUCUUUGCUAAUUGGUUCUCUACCGACAAUAUCAUCACUGCAAAAUAUUCUUCAUUCGUGAAUUAGAGUCAUUUUGUGGUUAAUUGUGAAUCAGUGACCCCAGAUAUCCUCUGGUUUUUACCUCUACACAUAUUUAAUCCCGUGCGCUUCUGUCAAGCAACACAAAGUGUUGAUGUUUUGAACUUGAUCCGCGGAGAAGCCGUCUUAUUCCGCGCAACGGGGGAGCUGAUCCACAUUAGAACUGAUGAGAGACUAAACACUCUUAGAGUUAGAACUGCAUUGGUCAUGAACACUGUGAGUCGAUUUGUUUGCAAUUUGCCAUGCCAUUUCUUUGCUUUUGUAGCAUUUAUCCACUGUUGCCGGAGCUUGGGUUCUACAGUCCAUAAUAAUCAAGAAGAAUUCGUCAAAAGACUUAAAUUUUAUGAAUUAGUGUAUCCCGAAUCCAAAAGUUUUAAGUCUUCUCUUCAAGUUCGAUUCCACGCUUUCAAAGAGGAUUUCCGUCUUGAUCUUUGGCCAAAUGAAAACCUUGUCCCGCCAAAUUAUUCGAGGGAGACUUUACCACACGCGCGAUUGGCGCGCGUGGGAAGAGUGAAGAGAUGUUUCUACACUGGCAAGUCGCGCCUGCACAGUGAUUCGAGCGUGGCUCUCAGCAACUGCAACGGCUUGAUUGGGAUUAUAAGACUAGGCCUGGAGGAGUAUUUUAUAGAACCAUUUCAAAAGAAUGGAGGACAUUUGGUGUACAGAAGGUCAGAUUUACCAACAGAGGAAUCCUCGGUUCCUUUAGGCUGUUCAACUGUAAAAGAUCGACGAGCCGGUGUACGUCACCCAGUUGAUGGAAAUACCAUUCGUAAUUCGUACUCAUCUUCACGCAUGCGUCGAUCGCCAACUGAUGACGUCACCAUGCAGCUAUUGGUAGUGGUCGACAAGGAUAUGAUCGGUUUCCAUGGCAAUGAUACUAUCGAGGAGUACGCGUUGACGAUAAUGAACAUGGUAUGGAAAUGCGGCAAUUCAUUCUCAGGCAGUUUAUUAGAACAUAAGCCAUGUAAUGUAAUUCUGUUUGCUGCUCGAGCUUUGGCCCUAAGCAUCUACAUUUGUUUUGCCAUAAUAUGCGAUUUCAUAGAUGUGCGGUCGCUUUAA